Messenger RNA from Boeremia exigua, 2221 nucleotides. Its product is annotated as oxidoreductase-like protein. Lineage: Eukaryota; Fungi; Ascomycota; Dothideomycetes; Pleosporales; Didymellaceae. The transcript has 2 exons. The record is from RefSeq and is a predicted model, not a curated record. The coding region runs from base 438 to 1736 and encodes 432 amino acids. Gene Ontology annotation, molecular function: NADP binding; oxidoreductase activity; NAD binding.
CUCUCUCGGUCAACAUGCCGAAGACCCCGGCUUUCUCAACGAGAUCCUGUUCGGUCAAAGGCCGAUGCGUGACAUUUGCCGGCGAGAAUACCCCGCCAUCCACUUCCAACGUAGUGCGGGGUGCCAUGGACGAAUCGCAUCGCGCAGCCACCACCAAGAGAACCACAUUUGUUGGUAAAGCAUCCUUGUCAUCGUCGGGCCGGGAGUUGUGUGGAGAACGACCUGGUUGAAGCUGUAUCGUAUUUACAAUGGCAAGCCCUCGACGUCUUUAGACUCAUCACAAGAUCAUCCUCUAUAGUCGAAUUCGAUUCAAAAGAGCAGGAAGACAGGAAGGCCUACUAGCAAUCGCUCAACCACGCUAUUCACGUUCAGCUGCAGUUCCAACACCAAAGACACCAUCCCACCUGAUACCAGGAAACGACACCCAAAAGACCAUCAUGUCUAAACCAGAAAUUGGCUUCUGUGGUCUCGGAGCCAUGGGCUUGGGAAUGGCCUGCAAUCUGGUCAAGGAGGGCUACUCCGUCACCGGCUUCGAUCUGUACCCUCCAUCGCUCGAGAAGUUUCAAAAGGCAGGCGGCACCCCGUCUACGUCGCUCGCGGAGUCCGCAAAGGACAAGCCGUUCUACAUCGUCAUGGUUGCCGCAGCGGUGCAGGCGCAACCCGCUCUAUUUGCCGAUGACGGCAUUGUCCAGGCGCUCCCCAAAGGCGCAACCCUGAUCCUGACAUCGACGGUGCCAAGCAGCUAUGCUCAGAGUGUGGAGAAGGAGCUGAAGGACAUUGGCCGUGACGAUAUUUUCUUCAUCGACGCACCGGUUUCCGGGGGUGCUGGAAGGGCCGCAGAUGGCACGCUGACGAUCAUGGCGGGGGCGUCGGAAGCUGCUCUCGAGAAGGGAAAGUGGCUGCUUGCUGAGAUGAGUGCACCUUCUAAACUCUUCAUUGUGGAUGGAGGCAUCGGCCAGGGCAGCAAUAUGAAGAUGGUGCAUCAAGUACUCGCGGCAAUCCAAAUUCUGGCUGUGAGCGAGGCGUAUGGGUUCGGUGCAAGACUGGGGCUGAACGGGAAAGAUGUGAGUGAGGCUGUGAUAAGCAGCGAUGCCUGGAGCUGGAUGUUUGAAAACCGGUCACAGAGGACGCUGAAGGAGGACUACUUCCCCGGUGCGAGCGCAGUCACUAUCAUUCUCAAGGACACAAGUAUCAUCACCCUCAGAGCACGUCAACUCAACUUUCCCACUCCUCUCUGCUCCAUUGCGGAGCAGGUGUACUUCGCAGCACUUGACCGCGGCUGGGGCGCCAACGAUGAUGCUGGCAUCGUGCGCCUCUGGACUUCCGAGCCGGUCUCGAACAUCCAAAGCUCCCUGUCUGCAGAAGACAAGGAAAAGAAGCUUACCCUCGUAAAAAACCUACUGAGGGGUAUCCACCUCGUUGCAGCUGCAGAAGCGCUGUCUCUCGCACACCACGUCAGCAUUCCCCUGCCGCAGAUCUACGAGCUGGCCAAGGAUGCUGCAGGAGGCAGCAAGCAGUUUGAGAACCUUGGGUCCAAGAUGCUUCCCAUUCUCGAAGGCCAGGCCGAUGGGAACGGCAAGGUUCUCGGUGGCUUUAUUGCGGGGUUGCAGGAAGCUUUGGACGAGGCACAGGCCAUCAAGUGCCCAACGUAUUUGGGUAACGGUGCUCUAGGGUUGCUACUGCAGACAGGACAGAGCAGUGAUCUGGCGUCACUGCUGAAGUUUUACAGCGUCUGAAGGGCCUAGAUUCCAGUAACGUGCAUAUGUUAGUCAAUGCUGAUCUAAUGCAUUCGUCGCCUAAACGUUUAAUAAUCCUCGACGGCCUAAGUCGUAUACACCGCAUUAGUUUCGGCCAGUUAUGUUGUUGUUGCAUGAUCAAGCUGUUGCCUACGGAGUGCUUCGCCUACAGACAAGACAUUCGUCCGGCGCUCGUAGAUCAUUUCCCCUUGAAGAGGAUGAGUCUUUAAGUUGCGGCAUAUUCAUCCUCUGUGUAGAGGAUGGGUCGGCGCCGGGCUGAUACAUAAUACCGACGCGGCAUGCAUACAGCAAGUCAGAACUUAUAGGAGAACGUUGCAGCUGCUUUGGAUUGGCCAGAUUCCUAUAGGAUAGCCGCAAGCUAACAUUCGGUCGUUACUGGGGUUUGUAUGUCAUAAUUGAUGGACUGCAUAGCCAAAUAUACAAUAUACUUCGGGCAUUGAAUGCUUUGGUCGCCAGCAAAGCCU